CGCAGCCCCCGCCCACAGCACGCCCCCCCCCCCCCCCCCCGCGGCCCCGCGGUCAGCCGGGCUGGCUCAUGGUCCCCGAAGCGGCGGGCCGGGCGGAGGCUCCUGCGGCCGCUGGGCCCACGGGGAUGCCCCGCGGGUGAGGCAGCCCCCAGCUUCCAGCCGCGCUCAUGGCGGUGGCCAGGAAGAUCAAAACUUUGCUGACGGUCAACAUCCUGGUGUUCGUGGGCAUCAUCGUCUUCUCCGUGUACUGCCGCCUGCAGGACCGCUCCGAGGGGCUGGUGCAGACCGUGCGCAGCGCCGACCGCCGGGUGCGCAGCCGGCACGCCAAGGCGGGCGCGCUCGCCGACCGUGAAGCCAUCCUGGAGCGUCUGGACCACCUGGAGGAGGUGGUCUACAACCAGCUGAAUGGCCUCGCCAAGCCCAUCGGCCUGGUGGAGGGGCCUGGGGGCCUGGGCCAGGGAGGCAUGGCGGCCACCCUGCGUGAGGACAGCCAGGAGACAGAAAGCAAAUACGAGGAAUACGGGUACAACGCGCAGCUCAGCGACCGCAUCUCCCUGGACAGGACCAUCCCGGACUACAGGCCCAAAAAGUGCAGACAGGUGACCCACGCCGCCGACCUGCCCCAGAUCUCUGUGGUCUUCAUCUUCGUCAACGAGGCCCUCUCCGUCAUCCUGCGCUCCGUGCACAGCGUGGUCAACCGCACGCCCUCGCGUCUCCUCAAGGAGGUCAUCCUGGUGGAUGACAACAGUGACAGCGUGGAGCUCAAGACCAGUCUGGACCAGUACGUCAACAGGAGGUACCCGGGCCUGGUGAAGAUCGUUCGCAACAGCCGGCGGGAAGGCUUGAUCCGGGCACGGCUGCAGGGCUGGAAGGCGGCCACGGCCCCCGUGGUCGGCUUCUUCGACGCCCACGUGGAGUUCGGCACGGGCUGGGCCGAGCCCGCGCUCACGCGGAUCCAGGAGGACCGCCGGCGCAUCGUCCUGCCCGCCAUCGACAACAUCAAGUACGACACGUUCGAGGUACAGCAGUACGCCAGUGCGGCCCACGGCUACAACUGGGGCCUCUGGUGCAUGUACAUCAUCCCCCCCCAGGACUGGCUGGACCGCGGCGACGAGGCGGCGCCCAUCAGGACCCCCGCCAUGAUUGGCUGCUCGUUCGUGGUGGACCGGGAGUACUUUGGGGACAUCGGCCUGCUGGACCCAGGCAUGGAGGUGUAUGGUGGAGAGAACAUCGAGCUGGGCAUGAGGGUGUGGCAGUGUGGCGGCAGCAUGGAGGUGCUCCCCUGCUCCCGCGUGGCCCACAUCGAGCGCAGCAAGAAGCCCUACAACAACGACAUCGACUACUACGCCAAGCGCAACGCCCUGCGGGCAGCGGAGGUGUGGAUGGACAGCUUCAAGUCCCACGUGUACAUGGCCUGGAACAUCCCCAUGACCAACCCAGGGGUGGACUUCGGGGACGUGUCUGACCGGCUGGCGCUUCGCCAGAGGCUGAAAUGCCGCAGCUUCAAGUGGUACCUAGAGAACGUGUACCCGGAGAUGCGGACCUAUAACGACACCCUCACGUACGGAGAGGUGAGAAACAGCAAAGCCAGUGGCUACUGCCUGGACCAGGGAGCGGAAGACGACGACCACGCGAUCCUCUACCCCUGCCACGGGAUGUCCUCUCAGCUGGUGCGCUACAGCGCUGAGGGGUUGCUGCAGCUGGGUCCCCUGGGCUCCACCGCCUUCCUGCCCGACUCCAAGUGCCUGGUGGACGACGGCAGGAGCCGCGUGCCCGCCCUGAAAACGUGUGAGGACGUGGCCCGGCCAGCGCAGCGGCUGUGGGACUUCACCCAGAGCGGCCCUAUCGUGAGUCGAGACACAGGCAGGUGCCUGGAGGUGGAAAUGUCCAAGGACGCCAACUUCGGGCUGCGGCUGGUGGUACAGAGAUGCUCGGGGCAGAAGUGGACCAUCAGGAGCUGGCUCAAGCGCGGGCGACACUGACCGCCAGCCCCGCCCCCCAAGGACCCGGGGAGGGCGUCGGGCCGCCUGCUGGGCCGCGCCCCUGGGACCGCGGGGGCCCCCUGUGCACUCCGGAGGCAGGUGCCAGGGACCGGCCGGCCCAGCAGGAGCACAGACCCCGAAGCCAAGCCCACCUCGGAAUCACGUGCCUUUUCUACGGUAUUCCUGUCCAGGCCGCCGGGCCGGCCACCUCUUCUGCAUGAAGCCCCCUGUACGUUCCCCCCCCUCGAGGAAAUAACCCCCGUGAGCUCCGUGGGUGGCCCAAGCUCCCGUCCCGGCCGGGCGGGACCGUGGCCUCCUCCCAUCUCCUGACCAUCUAAGGAAAAGCCCAGAAGAGCAGAGCCCUCUCCGAGGUUGGGGACGGGGGGGACGCGGCUGCGGCCGUCCCGGCGACGCCCCAGGCAGUGCUGACGAGGAGGCCGGUUGCCGCCCCGAUCCAGCACCGAGCGGGUCAAACAGGACAGAGCUGGUCUUGUCCUCCGGAGCCCUAGCGGCUGGGUCGUCCGGGGUC
Leopardus geoffroyi (Geoffroy's cat) is the source of this 2511-nucleotide messenger RNA. RefSeq names its product polypeptide N-acetylgalactosaminyltransferase 9 (gene GALNT9). Lineage: Eukaryota; Metazoa; Chordata; Mammalia; Carnivora; Felidae. Gene Ontology annotation, cellular component: Golgi apparatus. The coding region runs from base 168 to 1982 and encodes 604 amino acids. The record is from RefSeq and is a predicted model, not a curated record. The transcript has 11 exons.